Molecule: messenger RNA, 768 nt
Organism: Carcharodon carcharias (great white shark)
Lineage: Eukaryota; Metazoa; Chordata; Chondrichthyes; Lamniformes; Lamnidae
Gene: mpc2b
Product: mitochondrial pyruvate carrier 2b
Exons: 5
Coding region: 202-582 (126 amino acids)
Biological process (GO): pyruvate import into mitochondria
Cellular component (GO): mitochondrial inner membrane
Molecular function (GO): pyruvate transmembrane transporter activity
Source: RefSeq, a predicted model, not a curated record
GCUGGCUCCUCCCACUAUCCCAUGGUCACCCAGCUCCCGGUACAGUCAGUGUCAGUCCGGGGAAAGUAAAAGGGCAAAGUUGGAGGACGAGCCGGGUCGGGGUUUUCGGGUUGACGUAUGCGGUUGAUUUUGGACGAUCUUGUUUGAAGAGACACUUCAGAUUUAUAAUAUUUAUUUGCCGGUUAAAAUAAUCAGUGGAAUAUGUCGGUGGUGGGUCUGAGAGCGAGUUAUCACCGAGUAUUGGACAAGAUCGGAUUGAUGCUGCCUCCCAGGAUGAAGCCGUUUUAUGAACACCCGGCAGGUCCUCGCACCGUGUUUUUCUGGGCACCAAUUAUGAAAUGGAGUUUAGUCAUUGCAGGAUUAGCUGACAUGGCCAGGCCUGCAAACAAACUUAGUCCAUCUCAGUCAGGAGUGCUUUGUGCUACAGGCUUGAUUUGGUCCAGAUACUCCCUUGUGAUUAUUCCGAAGAAUUGGAGUUUGUUUGCUGUAAAUUUCUUUUUGGGCUGUGCAGGUUGUAUACAGCUAAUUCGAAUUGCAAAGUACAACUACGAGUUAAAGUCCAAGGACGAACAUCCUGAAUAAACGCCAACAGCAACCUACAAGAUUCAAAGAUAUUAUCUUGUCUUUAUUUUUAAAGUGCCUUGAAAAUGAUUCAAGGUGACUGAUAAUAUAAUAACUGGCCUCAAUGGUUUUAUGGUAGAGAUUCUGUUGCAUAUAAUGUUUGUAAAUAUGUUCUUCAUCUCCCAAUAAAUUUUACUGUGCCAUGUA